This is a messenger RNA of Puccinia graminis f. sp. tritici CRL 75-36-700-3, 345 nucleotides long. RefSeq lists its product as uncharacterized. The record is from RefSeq and is a predicted model, not a curated record. NCBI's taxonomy places the organism in Eukaryota, Fungi, Basidiomycota, Pucciniomycetes, Pucciniales, Pucciniaceae. The coding region runs from base 1 to 345 and encodes 114 amino acids. The transcript has 4 exons.
AUGUACAAGGCACUUGUGGGUGCCAAACAGGCCACAUCUGUAUUGGAAUAUAGACCUCACCCGGGGCUUCCCAGACAAAAAUUUGGAUGGGAUCAGGACGCAGUCAAAGGAGGCCUCACCAGUAUUCAAAUCCUGCUGAUCUGGGUGACUGCUCAAGGUAACUAUUCCCAAUGGUUGGCAACAACAAUUGACAGAGAAGAUAAUGAGAAUUUUUGCUUGGAGAACCAGAAUUUCUUGUGGAUUCAAGUUCACAUUGAACAAGACCCCAGAGUCAAGAGCCUAUCAUCUUUGGUUAUGCCCAGCGGAUUUGUCAGCCGCCAUGAUGCCAAGGAGUAUCCCUUCUAG